Molecule: messenger RNA, 474 nt
Organism: Podospora bellae-mahoneyi
Lineage: Eukaryota; Fungi; Ascomycota; Sordariomycetes; Sordariales; Podosporaceae
Exons: 1
Coding region: 1-474 (157 amino acids)
Source: RefSeq, a predicted model, not a curated record
AUGGUGGCGAGCAAGGAGAAAAGGGUGGUGAUGAUAAGAAGAGAAAGAGGUCGAGGUCUCCUGGCGGGUCUGAGAGGCAAGGCAAGAAGAGAAGGAGGGGGUCCAAACCACCGUCUGCUGAAGUGUCUGAGGAGUAAGGUUGGCUUGAAUGAUAAUCCGUCUGCUGAAGCACCAGAGGAGCGGUCUGAUGUCGAAAUGCAUGAUGAGGAAGUUGAUGAUGAACCGGCUGAGGAGCAGGCCGAGGUUGAAAUGGAUGACGAGCAAACUGAUGAUGAAUCCCCUGCUCAACCACAAGCCCCUCCUCAAGCUCAACCCCCUCCUCCACCUCAACCUCCCCCUCAACCAAGCCCUGUCACGAGACGAUCAACAAGGAGCAGUACCGCACGGGAGCCCGAUUUCUAUGCUGAGGUAAACACGAGCACUGGGCGUAAGAACAGUAGUAAAAAUAAUCACUGGCGCGGGAGAUUCGGGUGA